GGAGCCAUGGCAGCCUCAGGAGCCGUGGUAGCCAUGGUAGCCCUAGGAGCUGUGGCAGCCCCAGGAGCCGUGGUAGCCAUGGCAGCCCCAGGAGCCGUGGUAGCCAUGGUAGCCCCAGGAGCCAGGCAGGGGAUGCCGGAGGGAGCCCCAGGGAGGAGCCCUUCCUGCCGGAGCACCUGGAAGGAGGCAGCAUUCCCAUUCCUGCACCUUUCCCAGCCUGGGGCUGUCCCCUGGGCGAGCCCUGGGAUGGGCACAGCCCCGAGGGGUCCCCGGCGUUCCCCGAUCCCGACUGCGCCGGCGCCGAGGUGGGACAGGGAGGAAUUCCAGCUUCUCCCAUCCCGUGGGACGAGCCCAGGGAGCUCUCUGGAGAACACCCGGAGUUCAGCGAUGCUGAGGAUAUUUCAGAUCUGCUCCCAAGGGAAGAGCAGCUCCCAAGCCAGGACACACACGAGGGCUUGGCCUUUGAGGAGAAUUCCUUUGGUGACUCAGACCAGGAAUAUUUGGAGGGGAAUUCUCGCUCACCUCUUCCAAGCAGGAGCUCCUGCAUCAUGACACCCACGGAUGCUGCAGGAGCAAGGACUACCUGGGACGGCUCCUCCAGGAGCUCCGUGCACACGGAGGAGCGUGGGGAGGCCUGGGACACCCCCAGGGAUUCCGGGAGCUUCGUGGUCACCGGGCAGUGCCAGGAGAGGGUGGAACAUUUCCAGCUGCCCAGGACGUGUGGCCGCCGUGCCUGCGAGUCUCACCUGGCCCAGUCCCUGACGGAGACCUGGAGGGGCUUCCAGGAGAUCACCCAGAACACUUUGGACAUGGAGUGCCUCCGCUUCCACUAUAAGCUAAAAGAAACCCUGAGGAACGGCAGACCCCCCUUUUCUACCUCCAAAAGCACCUUCCCAGCCAGCUCCCCGCCCCGGCACGCCCCCGUCCCGCUGUCCCCGCGCAGCAGGAGCCCCUUGCAGGUGACAGUCCCCAGCUCGGGCGCGUGGCUGCGCUCCCACAGGGACGCUGGGGGCAGCAGGAGGAGCCGGGCUGGCAGGGAUGCCGGGGCUGGCAGGGAUGCCGGAGCUGGCAGGAAUGCCAGGGAUGCCAGGGCUGCUGUGCGCCUGGCCAGGCUGCGCUCGGAGCCCGCGCCGCCGGAGCCGCGCGGGGACGUGGCCGGAAUCCUGGAGGAGUUCUCGGAGUUCCAGAGGGUGCUGCAGGCCAGGGCCGAGCCCAGGAGCACAGCCCCAGCCCGGGGGCAGCCCCAGCCCCGGCCCCGGCCCGGCGGCACGGCGGCGUUCCCGGGAAUGGUGGCGGAGCUGUGCGGGGCCCUGCGCUGGCACCUGCGCCGCGUGGCCGCCGCAGCGCGGCCCGGAAUGUUCUACCUGCUGGAGACCGGGAAGGAGCCCUUCUUCGACAGGGUGAAGGCCCUGCUGGAGGCAGAGGGCCUGGUGAGCGUGGAGCCCCUGGAGUUCUGCAGAGCCCAGCCCCGGGGCAGCCAGCGGCUGCUGGUCAUCGUCAGGAACCAGGACAUCGCCCCCCACAUCCACACCGUGCCGUGCCUGCUGGAGCUGAAGCGCUGUCCCCGCGUGGUGUUCGCCGGCGUGGACGACCCCGAGGAGGUGACGGGUGACACAUUCCAGGAGCUCUUCCAGGCUGGGGGAUUCGUGGUGUCCGACGAGGAGCUGCUGGAAAGGGUGACCCUGGGCCAGCUGAAGGAGGUGGUGAAGGUGCUGGAGAGGCUGAACAGCAGCGGGAGGUGGAAGUGGCUGCUGCACCACAGGGAGAGCAGGAAGCUCAGAGGAGACCUCAGCAGGGACGACGGCAGCGCCCAGAAGAAGCAGCUGCUGCUGCGGUGGUGCCAGGGGGCUGAGCUGCUGGAGCUGCUGCCCCUGCACGGCUGCGACGGUGCGGCCGAGCCGCGGCGCGCGCAGUGCCUGCUGCAGCUGCAGGGGCUGCACGCCCGUGCCAGGUUCGCCGUGUACCUCACAGAAAAUGCCAGCAGCAGCUGCAGGGAGAUCCUGGAGAGCAAAGGGAUUCUUGUGGCUGACAUCAACACCUUCCUGGGGACGGUGCAGAAGAUGGCUGCUCCCUUCAGAAGGAGCUACUGGUGACAAAGUGAAGGCACCAGGACACGGCUCCUCCCCAGGCCCUGUGGCACCAGUCUGGGCACCCCAGCCCUGUGGGGGACAUCCCCACCAUCCAUCCCAGUGGAUCCCAGCCAUCCCAAUGGAUCCCAGCCAUCCCAAUGGAUCCCCACCAACCAUCCCAGUGGAUCCCAGCCAU
Molecule: messenger RNA, 2265 nt
Organism: Passer montanus (Eurasian tree sparrow)
Lineage: Eukaryota; Metazoa; Chordata; Aves; Passeriformes; Passeridae
Gene: TASOR2
Product: transcription activation suppressor family member 2
Exons: 8
Coding region: 549-2093 (514 amino acids)
Biological process (GO): negative regulation of gene expression, epigenetic
Cellular component (GO): nucleoplasm
Source: RefSeq, a predicted model, not a curated record